Molecule: messenger RNA, 414 nt
Organism: Aspergillus wentii DTO 134E9
Lineage: Eukaryota; Fungi; Ascomycota; Eurotiomycetes; Eurotiales; Aspergillaceae
Exons: 3
Coding region: 38-310 (90 amino acids)
Source: RefSeq, a predicted model, not a curated record
AUCAAAUUGAAUCCACUUAAGAAACCCAUCAACCAAUAUGAAGCUCACCUUCUCUUUCCUCUUCGCCUUGGCAGGCCUCCACUCAGUUAUCGUUCAGGCCCAGAGUCAAGAAAACUGUGAGGCAGAUGCCAAGGAGAUCAAUGAGUACUACCGCGGAGAGCCGUACGAUAAUGAUGUGACAUCCUGGCUCCAAUCAUCAGAUGUUCGCGAGAUUCAUCCGAAUGAGCCUAUUACUAUGGAUUUCAGACCUGACAGACUGAACGUUCUUCUUGACGAUGACGACAACAUCAAGAAUGCUGGAUGCUAUUAAUCUCGUUGUAUCUGAUGGGACAGAUAGGAUGUAUAUCUUGAUUUUGGGAAGAAGGUGAAACGAUUGGAUACAUUAUGUAGUAAUCGAACAUAACUGAACUGCAG